AAAGGGUGAGUCCCUCCUUCACCAGAUCAGGCUUUUCUCUCCGAGCCUUCCGCAUCUCUGGAAAAUUGUUUUUUUUUAUAAAUUAGACGAAAAUCAAAUUUGAUUAUUCAAAGUGUCUUUUGUGAUGACUUCACUUGAAGUGUUUUGAAUCAGAUCUUGUCUAAUAGGCCUAGCCAUUCAUUUUUCCAAUUCAUUCUCACUCAGCCUAAAUACACUCAAGGAUCCGUUUGAGUAAAAGAAGAAAUCGUCCGGACAUUUGCUGUUUCUUUUUUCUUUCUUUUUGUACUUACUGAAAGGAUUUUACAGGCUUCCUGCCACAUCUUUACAAGCAUGAAACAGCCCACUGAGAUGAGCCAUCUCAACAUCUCUCCUGAAGAAGACAACAGCAGCUCCAACAGCAAUGAGUACACCACAUACCAGGACUGUCCUAGGAAGGUCCCACUAGGGGGCCAAUUCUCUGACGAUGGAGAGAGUCAAAAUCUCCCAAAAAAAGUCCUCAUUUCACAAAACCUAACAAAAAAAAAAAAAAAAAAAAAAAAAAAAAAAAACAAAAAACACAAUAACUGUGAGCCUUUUAUUGUUUUCCCACAGCACCAGGGCAAUGCUUCCUUUGGCAUGUCCGUCUUCAACCUGGGCAACGCCAUCAUGGGCAGCGGCAUCCUGGGUCUGUCCUACGCCAUGGCCAACACUGGCAUCGCCCUAUUUGUGAUUCUCCUCAUGGCCGUCGCCAUCUUCUCCUUGUAUUCUGUCCACUUGCUGCUGAAGACGGCCAACGAAGGAGGUGCACUGGUGUACGAGCAGCUGGGUUACAAAGCCUUCGGGAUGCCGGGGAAACUCGCCGCUUCCAUCUCCAUCACCAUGCAGAACAUCGGAGCCAUGUCAAGCUACCUCUACAUCGUCAAAUACGAGCUGCCCAUCGUCAUUGAAUCCUUUAUGGGAGUCAGCACUGGAGCAUGGUACACUAACGGUGACUACCUGGUGCUGCUGGUGACCCUUGUUAUUAUCCUGCCCCUGUCACUGCUCAGGAACUUGGGUUACCUUGGUUACACCAGUGGUCUGUCCCUGCUCUGUAUGGUGUUCUUUCUGAUUGUGGUGAUCAUCAAGAAGUUCCAGAUCCCAUGCCCUCUCCCUGUGGACGUCAGCGCUCUGAACGAAACAUUAAUUAAAGUGCUGAACAACACCUUGUCCCAGCUGAACACCACCGCCGUGGACUACAGCGAGGAUGCUUGCACGCCAAAAUACUUCGUCUUCAACUCUCAGACUGUCUACGCCGUUCCCAUCCUGUCCUUCGCGUUUGUGUGCCACCCUGCCAUCCUGCCCAUGUACGAGGAGCUUAAAGACCGUUCCCGCAGAAAGAUGCAGGGCGUUGCCAAUGUGUCCUUCCUGGCCAUGUUCAUCAUGUACCUGCUGGCCGCCCUCUUCGGAUAUCUGACAUUCAACGUGAACGUGGAGCCUGAGCUGCUGCACACCUACUCCAAAAUCUACAAGGCUGAUGUGGUCCUGCUGAUCGUCCGUCUGGCUGUGCUGACAGCCGUCACCCUCACCGUCCCCGUGGUGCUCUUCCCUAUUCGUACCUCGGUCAACCACCUCCUGUGCGCUUCUAAGGAAUUCAGCUGGAUCCGCCACACCAUCAUCACUGUUGUCCUGCUGGCCGGCACCAACGCCCUGGUCAUCUUUGUCCCCACCAUCAGGGACAUUUUUGGCUUCAUCGGUGCCUCUGCUGCUGCAAUGCUCAUCUUCAUCCUGCCCUCGGCUUUCUACAUCAAACUGGUCAAGAAGGAGUCCAUGAAGUCCGUGCAAAAGAUUGGGGCCACCGCCUUCCUGCUGUGCGGUUUUGUGGUCAUGAUCGGCAGCAUGAGCCUCAUCAUCCUGGACUGGAUCCACAACGCCUCAUCCAGCCCGGACACACACGGCAACGGGCACUAAAAGGUCCACCUCUCCUGCUGUGGCCUGCCGAAGACCAAGAAGGCUUUCAGCGCUGGACUGCUACAGCCGCGCAAACCAACAAAGAUCAACACCUAUUGUAAAAGAAAAGAAAAAAAAACAUACAAACACAAGAACUCACUUAAUGCUCGGCUUUGACUUCCUGAGCGACGAACCAUGCCAUUCCAAGAGAAUGUAUCGAACUUUGUACAGUAUGCUGUUCUAGGCCACAACGAUGGUGUUUUACUUGUUUUCUCUUUUUAUUGUAACUUUUUUUCAUUGUCGUUUCAUGCUCGUUUUUAUUUUGUGAUGUUCUUUUGUAGUUAUGGUACAGCUGAAAACAAAUAUUUUGAAGGUGCCUCAAAUCAGAGAUGACAGCGGAGAGUUCAAAGUGCAGCUCACACUCAGGUGCGGUGUCAUGUGUGGCUGUGACCUCAGAGCUCUGCGACAACUAAUCCUGCUGAGAAACGUAUGUGUGAAUCUCCCCGAAGAUUGACGAGAGACAACAGACUUGAAAGUUCAUCCUCCUCAAAGACAAUUAAGUUCCUUCCAACAUUUGUUGUUUUUGUUGUUGUUGUUUUUUUCUUUGCCAAAAUUGUAUUUGUAAAGCAUCUCUGUAUAUUGAAAAGCACUUAACUGUUCAGCACAAUUGUGGAGAAGAAAAAAAACAAGGCGUCAGUUUCCACAGGCGAGGCCUACUACACCGCCUUUUCAGUAUUCGUACCAAAGGCUUUUGUGACCUUGCUUAUAGUGUCAGCUUUCCUUGUAAAACCCAAUAUAAGUCAACAGAACCUGCCUUUUCAAACCCCGACACUUGGAGCUGCAGAGUAGCUCACAAGAGGACUCUCACAAAACUGUAUUUACUCUUUAUAACCUGCUGAAGAUCUUGUUGGAACAGUGCGUACAGCGAUGACACUACUGCUUUGAGAACGGAAGGUCUCCAGUGUCUCCAGUUCCCCUUCUCCCCCAUUCGGGGGAGGGGAGAACUUAAAAAUGUUUUUCUUUAUGGGAGAAUACUUUGAAUUUGACCACAUGCAGUGGUUCUAAUAUACCUGUUAAACUUGCAACAAAAAACAAACUAAAAACGGUCGCGCAGUUUUCUGCUUUCGAAAUGUUUCACAAUGAAGAACUUGAUUGCUCGAUGCGGACUUGUUUCCCCGCCGAGUCGUGAACCUGUCAUCUGACAGUGCACUGUGCUUCCAACACUAACUUAACACGUCACCAUACUUUUAUUGUCCAACAUCUAUUUAUGGAAGACCGUAAAAAUCAAUGUAAUUUAAUCUAUUUUACUAUAUUUAUAUAAUAUUGUAUGUAUAUAUAUGUAUAUAUCUAUUGAGUUCAACUGUAUAUACACUUUGUUUGAACCUUCCUUUUUUUUUUUUUUUUUUUACAAUAAUGCAUUGGAGCUGUAAAACAAAAGCGAACCCCACCCCCCCCUUGCUGGUGAAUUUGUGAUAUUGAAUUGGCUCCACUACACUGAACUUGAACUGAUUCAUCUCUGAAUUAUCCUACUGUGUUGAUUCUGUGAAAACUGUUACAUGUUAAAGCCACUGAUACAGCGGCAGCAAUCUUGUUUACUUUUUGACCCCUGAAUACGAACCCAGAUCAGCAACGUGUUCUUUACGCACAUUAGCCAUCUUUUGACUUCAGGAGCAAAGAGGGCUUUUCCCGCCAGUGUAACACUCUUGUUUCAAUGAAACACUAUGUAUAUCCUGUAAAUAAUGUCCAAUUAAAAUCAAAGAUAAUCUAUAA
Molecule: messenger RNA, 3675 nt
Organism: Perca fluviatilis (European perch)
Lineage: Eukaryota; Metazoa; Chordata; Actinopteri; Perciformes; Percidae
Gene: slc38a2
Product: solute carrier family 38 member 2
Biological process (GO): L-glutamine transport; amino acid transmembrane transport
Molecular function (GO): L-glutamine transmembrane transporter activity
Source: RefSeq, a predicted model, not a curated record